Messenger RNA from Athalia rosae (coleseed sawfly), 1669 nucleotides. RefSeq names its product myrosinase 1-like. Gene Ontology annotation, molecular function: beta-glucosidase activity. Bases 95 to 1594 code for a protein of 499 amino acids. Lineage: Eukaryota; Metazoa; Arthropoda; Insecta; Hymenoptera; Athaliidae. The record is from RefSeq and is a predicted model, not a curated record. Gene Ontology annotation, biological process: carbohydrate metabolic process. The transcript is spliced from 8 exons.
AACAUCCCACUCGAAACGUAAAACGUCACGGCAGCCACGAGCGUAUAUAUGAAAUAGCUUUUUCACGUAAUGAUGCAAGUCAGUUACAUUCAUCAUGCGAAAGUGUUUAACAUAUGUGCUUUGCCUAUCGGUGGUAACCUUGAGUUACUCGGAGGUGCAAGCGACCAAAAAUGACUCGUACUUCGUGAUUCCGGAAGGUUUAAAGAUCGGUGUCGGGACAUCGUCCUACCAAGUCGAAGGAGGCUGGAACGCUAGCGAUAAGGGUGAAAAUGUCUGGGAUCGACUCGUUCACAGCAAACCAUGGAUGAUUUUGGAUGAAACCGACGGUGACUUGGCCGCCGAUUCGUAUAAUAAAUACAAAGAGGACGUGCAUUGGGUAAAGCGAAUGAAGUUCGAUCAUUAUCGAAUCUCGCUCAGUUGGGCUCGCAUACUGCCAACGGGAUUAUCAAAUUCAGUAAGUAGGGAGGGUCUUCGAUAUUAUCACAAUUUGAUCGACGAACUUUUGGCCAACAACAUCGAACCUCUGGUGACGAUAUAUCACUGGGACCAUCCGCAAGUUCUCGAGGACAUGGGAGGAUGGACGAACCACAUGAUGGUGAAAUUCUAUCUCGAAUACGCGAACGUAGUUUUCCGAGAAUUCGGAGAUAAAGUGAAAGUCUUCACGACUUUGAACGAACUUCAAUUAUUCUGUCUCAGCGGAUACGGGAUCGGCGAGAUCGCCCCGGGUAAACCGUUAAAUAUAACUGGAGCUUACUUGUGCGGUCACAACGCUCUGAAAGCACACGCGGAAGCUUACCAUUUGUACAACAGGGAAUACCGUUCGAAACAAAACGGCCGAGUGGGCAUAGUGUCGCACUGUGCCUCGUAUCUGCCCAAAACUCCGAACGAUACUUUGGCCGCUGAAAUAGCCUUCGAGUUCAGUUGCGGCUGGAUAUCGCACCCGAUUUACAUCGGUGAUUAUCCAAAACUUAUGAAGGACAAGGUCGCGCAGUUUAGCAAAGACGCUGGUUUCACCGAAUCGCAACUACCGGUAUUUUCACCAGCGGAAAUAGCGCGAAUCAAAGGUACUUCGGAUUAUUUUGGCAUGAACCAUUACACCUCGUUCUUGGUGGAACAAGUUCCGGAUUCUGAGUCUAACUUAUUGCUUCGUGACUCGGGAAUAAAGCAAAGCUAUGAUCCCAGCUGGGAGAUAACUGGCAUGGACUGGCUUAACAUCGUACCCCACGGAUUCGGUUAUAUGCUGCGGAAGAUCAAAGCCAAGUAUAACAACCCACCUGUGUACGUCACGGAAAACGGAUCGGCCGACAAUCAGAUAAUGGACGACCAUCAGCGUAUAAAGUACCAUUUCCUCUAUUUGAGAGAACUUCUUUCGGCAGUGUACAGAGAUAAUUGCAACGUCCAAAAAUACACUGCCUGGAGUUUGGUAGAUUGUUUCGAAUGGUCCACCGGCUACGCGGCCGGAUUCGGACUUCUAGCCCUCAAUAUGUCCAGCCCCGCUCGCGAAAGGAUUCCUAAAUUGUCUGCUUCUUGGUUCGAAACUGUCAUGGGGACUCGAAAACUUCAACCACCUUUCAAUUCGACUCUUCAGAAAUGAGAUUGUUUGAUUCUCAGCACAAUGUAUGACCGUCGUAUCGAGCAUAUUAAAAAAGUUGAUAAUCGAAUAACCAAA